GUGCAAAUAUUUCAUGUUUACCCCUUACAUAGACCUUAUCUGUAUAUCAUCCUAUUCUACUGAAAUUAGGAUGAAUCAUCAGUAAAAAUUGUAAGGUAGAUCACAGCACACUAUUAUUUUAUAUUUCAUUGAUCAUGUUUUGGAGGAUUAUACGAUAAACAAAAAAGGAAUUUCAGGACUGAAUGAAUACAAACAUUGUAUAUACCCUCUUAUCUCUACUCUGAAGUGCUGUAGACGAAUGACCAUUGUUUAAAAAUGACAAAUAUGUCUGAAGAAGAAGACAACUACGUCAGAAUGGGUUUGUUGCUGACGGGAGUCUCACCAAGAGCUGUUCGUUCACUAUUUGAUGAACAAUUCCAUCCUCCUGAUUUGAAUUUAAUGUUAAAGAGAGGAUAUAAUAAACUGUUAGAACUUAAAUCAAAGAAGAAAAUUAAUGAGUCUCAUUGGAGUCUUCUCUUUCCUGAAUGUGGCAAAAAUAGUGAAUCACGAAACUUUGACAUAACAUUGAUGAUAACUCUAUUAGGACAUCUUACUUCUAUUGAAAUAUCGACUGAUGGAAAAUUACCUUCAGCAACGGACAAAACACAUGGUGCAGACAUAGCAAGGAUAAAAUAUUACAGGAAUUAUUUUGCCUAUUUAGAAGAUGUUAAGAUGAACAACACUGUCUUUAAAGAUGUUUGGGAGGAUACAUGUAAUGCAGUUUAUAGAUUAGGAGGUGACUCGCUUUACAGAGAAUGUGAAUUUUUAAAAAGUAAAAUCCUUGAUCAAGAUAAUCAACAAAUUAUAGUGGACAUGAAGCAGACGAUUAAUGAAGUACAAGAAAUAAGACUCAAAGCGGACAACUUACGACUAGCAAAGGACUUCUUGAAAACACUGACAGAUUCCCUACAUGAAAAACAUGAAUCUUUGAUACAAAUCCAUGGAAACUUAAGGAAAGAACAUGAAACUGUGAGUCAGGACGUUCUACGUUUAAAUAAGGCUUUUGAAGAUGCAGUGCCGUGGAAUAGGAGAGUACAAAUUGAAAAUAAAAUAAAAGCGUGGAAGAAAGGUGAUGAGAUGCAUAUUGAAACUCGUGCUGAUAAACAUAUUGUUGAACUUCUUUCCAACGAAAGCUGUGUUACAGUUAUUGCAAGUUCUGGUGUUGGAAAGACAUCUGCUAUCAGACAUAUAGCGUUGCUUAUGGCAGAAAAAGAUUAUGAUGUUCUACCUGUCUCAGAUCCGUAUGAAAUAAUAAACUUCUACAACAAAAGUAGUAAGUCACUAUUUGUGAUUGACGAUAUUUGUGGCACAUUUUCCUUAGACAAUGAACGGUUGGAAAGAUGGAGUGUGAUAUUAAAAGAUAUUAAAAUACUUUUAGAUGAGGGCAACUGUAAGAUAAUCGCAGCAUGUAGACUCCAGAUUUUUAAUGACGCUAAAUUCGAAAGAAUGUCUGUGUUUAAGUUAAGUGUUUGCAACUUGAUGUCCGAUGAAACCAUGUUGACAGGAAGGGAAAAACAAGAUAUAGCCGAACUAUAUUUGAAAGCAGAUGCAUCAAAAAUAUGCGAAUUGCAUGACGCAUUUGAUUUUUUCCCUCUUCUUUGUCGCUUAUAUCACGAGAAUAAAUCAACAAACAUUAUAGAUUUUUUCGAGAAUCCAUUUCAGGUAUACGAAUCGGAAUUAGACAGAAUGUUCUUAAAUGGUAAUUACACAAAAUAUUGUGCUCUGGCUCUUUGUGUUUUGUUUAAUAACAAAUUACCUCAAUUGUAUUUAAGUACUGAUGUGGAUAAAAAAGUAAAACAUAUUUUCAAGAAUACAUUCGAGGAAUGCAAGCUUAGUAGGGGCACACCAAUAUUGUUUGUCAAAGACGAGUUAGAUUCACUUAUAGAUACAUUUGUUAAAAAGGACGAAACAUUUUAUCGUAUUUUGCAUGAUAAGUUAUUUGAUUUCCUUGCAUGCUAUUUUGGAAAAAAAAUGAUAAAAUGUUUAAUUAGAAAUGCAAACAAGUAUUUAAUUGCAGAAAGAUUUUCAUUUGAAGAUCAAGAAGAAUUAGAUGAAUUUCUUAUUGCAAUUCCGCCGGAUUGCGAAAUGAUGUAUUUAGAAAGACUAUUUGAGGACUGGACAAAUGGUGAGGUAUCAUGUGUACUACAUAACAAAAACAUGAAAUCACUGGACUUUAGACAUACCUUUUUAACCUAUCUUCAGGGUUUAAAUCCAACGUUACAGAACAAAUUAGCACAUACAUAUAAUACAGGCUAUUUCGAUACUGUAUUGAUAAACUGUUGCUGGACCGGGGACAUUAACUUUGUGAAAUGGUGCAUUAGUCAAAACACAGAUGUAAAUGAGUGUAAUAAUGAUGGCGUAUUUCCUUCAAUUGUAGCUUGUUAUAUUGGUAGUACUGAAAUAUUAAGAUUAUUGCUAAAUUUAAACGCAGAUAUUAAUAAUUGUACAACAAAAUUUGGUACAUCAGCUUUAUAUACUGCAUGUAUGCACGGUCAUACAGAAAUAGUAAAAAUGCUAGUAGAUAAUAACGUAGACGUCAAUAAAUGCGACAAAACCGGAAUGUCCCCUCUGUACAGAGCCUGUCAUGAUGGGCAUAUCGAAAUUGUCAACAUUUUAAUGGAACAAAAUAUAGAUAUAAAUAAAUGUAGAGAAAAUGGCACUUCAGCCUUGUUUACAGCCUGUGAAAUUGGACAUGUUGAAAUUGUUAAGAUGUUGCUUGACAAAAAUGCUGAUAUUAACAAUUAUUGUAAUAUUGACAAUCAAACUGUGUUAGGCAUGGCUAUUCAAAAAGGUCAUGUUGAAAUCGUGGAAUUGUUAGUAAAUAAUAAUGCAGACGUUAAUACAUGUUACAACGAUAACACUUCCCUUUUUCUCGCUGCGUGUCAGUAUGGGUGUGACAAAAUCAUAAAGAUUUUGAUAGAUCAUCAGGUAGAUAUAAACAAAUGCAAUGAUGCGCAUAUAUCACCUCUAUAUUUAUCAUGUCAGAAUGGGUUUGCAAACAUCGUAUCGAUUUUGAUAGAACAUCAAGUAGAUAUAAACAAAUGCAUUGAUGGAAAUAUAUCACCUCUAUUCAUAGCAUGUCAGAACGGAUACGGCAACAUAGUCAAUAAACUUCUUACAAGCAAAUCGGAUGUAAACAUAUGCAAACCGAGUGGUGAAUCGCCUUUGCUAGUCGCCAUCGAAAUGGGCCAUUCCAAGAUUGUAGAUAUGCUGCUGAAAAACAAUGCGAAAGUAAACAAAUGUAUGAAUACUGGUACUUCGCCACUUUUAUUGGCUUGCCAAGAAGGACAGUUUGCGGUCGUAAAACUACUAUUGGACAACGAAGCCAAUAUUCACAAACAAAACAAUAUCGGAUCGUCUCCUCUUGUUGUAGCUUGUGAAAAAGGACACACAGAUAUAGUUUAUUUAUUGCUAAAAAACAAUUCAGAUAUAGACCUGUGUAUGCAUGAUGGCACGUCUCCUCUAUUUAUGGCUUCCCAGCAAGGACAUAUUGAAAUUGUUCAACUUUUACUUGAGAAGAGAGUAAAUCUUCAUAAGUGCAGAGAUGAUGGACAAUCUCCACUUUUUAUAGCAUGCCAGCAUGGGAACACGGAAAUAGUGAAUAUCCUAUUAGAUAAAACGGCAGACGUUAACAAAUGUCAGAGCGAUGGUGAUUCACCACUUUAUACAGCUUGCAAAUUUUGCCAUGACGACAUUGUGGUUUCUUUACUUCAGCAUAAUGCUGAUAUAAAUCUAACAAACAAUAUAGGCGGCUCACCUCUUUUUAUAGCCUGCCAAAAAGGAUACACAAGUGUCGUUACCAUAUUGCUUCUGUACAAUGCAGACCCUGAAAUGUGCACAAAUGCGGGGGCAUCGCCACUUUUAAUUGCUAGCUCAAAAGGACAUACAAAUAUUGUUAAAAUGUUACUUGAAGUCAAGGCAGAUACAAAUAAAUGCGCAGGCGAAGGAAUUUCUCCUCUAUUCAUAGCAUGUAAAGAGGGUCAUGAGGACACAGUGAAAAUCUUAGCAGAAAGUAAUGCAGACAUAAAUAUGUGUUCUCAAAACGAUAUGACGCCUUUAUAUCUAUCCUGUCAAAAGGGGUAUUUUAAUAUAGUUAAAUUAUUAUUGAAUAAACAUGCUAACGUUAACAUCGCCAUGGCUAACGGCUCAACACCACUAUUUGCGUCGUGUAGAGAAGGUAACGUAAAAGUUGUGGAAGAAUUGUUAAAAAAUGGAGCGGCGAUGAACAGUAACAUGUAUGGAAUUUCGCCCUUAGAUAUCGCUCUUUAUAAAGGACAUUCGAAUAUAUUGCACUUGCUUAACAAAUACGUGACCGUUUUUAAUAGUUUGGAUAUCAAUAACAUUACCAAUACUGGAUAUUUUCCUCUUUAUUUAGCGUGUGCAUACAACGAUAUAGAAAGUGUAAAAAUAAUACUCAACAAAAAGGCAGAUGUUAACCUUUGCAUCUGUGAUGGCACAACGGCUUUGCAUGCAGCAUGUUUUAAUGGUAACAUUGAAAUGGUUGAGGAAUUAUUGAAGAAAGGGGCUGAUUUGAAAAGAAAUUUUGAUGGUGUCUCCCCAUUAGAUAUUGUGCGAAGUAAAGGUUAUAAUGAUAUGCUGCAUUUAAUCAAUAUGUACAUUACUAUCCUUUAUGAAAGAAUUGUGUAAUACAUUGUAAAUAUGAUAUAUACAAACUCUGUUUAUCGGGUUCCGAUGUGAAGCUAAGAAACUGAUCGAUUUAUCAGUAUAAACCACAGACUGAAACGAUGAUAUUAUAUGUAGGCCUGAUUAUGUUUUAUCAUGUUAUACAUGUUAUAUACAAUCCUUCUUUCAUAGAAUUCAGCAGUAAAAGUAAAACAGUUUUUUUUUAUGAAUUGUAUGAAUAUGACAUAAAUUUAUCUGGUAUGCUG
This is a messenger RNA of Mytilus trossulus (common blue mussel), 4868 nucleotides long. Its product is annotated as ankyrin-1-like. The record is from RefSeq and is a predicted model, not a curated record. Bases 256 to 4626 code for a protein of 1456 amino acids. Lineage: Eukaryota; Metazoa; Mollusca; Bivalvia; Mytilida; Mytilidae. Gene Ontology annotation, molecular function: protein binding. The transcript is spliced from 5 exons.